Molecule: messenger RNA, 818 nt
Organism: Mollisia scopiformis
Lineage: Eukaryota; Fungi; Ascomycota; Leotiomycetes; Helotiales; Mollisiaceae
Exons: 1
Coding region: 365-625 (86 amino acids)
Source: RefSeq, a predicted model, not a curated record
GCUUCUGGUUUUCAAGGUCAAUGCUUCUCCUGCGGGUAUGGCGCAGGUAUUGGAUUGUCCAAACCUGUUGAAUAGAUCUGUGAUGGUAUCAUUAAAUUGGAAUGUAAGAUAAUUUUGUUCUAGAGCUUAUGAGAAAGUACGACUGGGAAAAGUAGAUUCACCGAGAGAGAAGGAAAUUUACGUAUUUUUCGCGUCGUUUUUGCUCCACUCCAUUCUUACAAUGUUAAUUCAUACCUAGGUCGUAUUCCUCUUGGAUUGUCCCACAACCUCUGGAACAUUAUUAUUUUAUAUUCUAAAAUCUACUGUUAUUGAUCAUGGACUCAUCCUCCAACCUCAUAGAUCCAUCCAUUCAGAUGGUUCUGGCAUGAAUCACAACGAGUCACUUCUUUUCCUUGCUACUCUAUUAUAUAAUGGAGGAUUGGUUGUGGCUCUUCUACAUAAUCUUCCUCAAAUAACAUCCAACUACCAGUCCAUCAAGAGCCUACAAGCACAAGGACCUGAAACAUACUGCCAAAUUCAGAGCAUUAACCAUUCGAAAGACAUCCAAGAUACUCAACAAUCUUCAACUAAUUCGACUCUUUCCAAGACAACUCGAGAUGGCUCCCAACACGCAAAACAACAGUAACUGCCCAUAUUGUGGUGGAGAUGGUUGGACUGGAUCUUCUUGUGCUAGCUGUGGAGCUUGUACCCAAAGCAAAGGAUAAAGUUUACUUCGGUUUUUGAUGAUGGGAGGGGAUAUGAGCGUGUUUUGAACUGAUGGAGUAUAUUUGUAUCGAGUGAGACUUUAACAAUAAGCCACUGUGUCUGCCUUCCAAGAC